AUUGAUAGUAUACGUUAUAUAUAAUACAUAAUUAUAUUAUACAUUAUUUUAUUUGCGUAACUUAAAUACGUUUAGAUUAUAAGAAUAGACCUAAUUGUAAACAAUUAGUGGGGUAACAGGUAAACGGUAUAUGUAUACACUUGAGGCAUUUCUGUGAAGGAGAAGGGCGCGUGUACGUUUCUCGGGGUCAUUAAUCGUGGCGGUAGUCUGUCGAGUGCACAUUCGUGUGUAUACCACGCUCCCCGAAGGUUCGGCUGUCGCGUUAACGGUUAUUUCUUUCUGUGAUACGAAGAAAGAGGAUCGCCUUGACGAGCGCACGGUUGCUUCGUAGAGUGUGAAAGGCCGACUUAACGUUCCCGGCAGUCGAAGAGGGAAAUGUUUCCGGUACGACCGACACAGCUGUCAUCGAAUAACAGCCAACCUUUUUCCAGUGAAACGAAACGGUGAUGCUGUAUGAAUCUUGGUGUAUAUCUCGCGUGUACGAUCAUUUUCGUGAAUAAAUAAAAUCCGAUUGUGAGAAAAGAAGCGAAUAUAAAGAAUGGUUCGCAACAGUGAUACAAAUUGAACGAUCAACCAGCAAGAUUUACGCACACGAGGAUUUACAAAAAGAAAGGUAUCAAGAAGCGAAGGAUAUUGAACCGGAGCAAGAGGAGGACAAAGUGUGGAAGCGCAAGUACAUGGAACUAAUCUCGUCGGAUAAAGGUUGUUGCCUCGCAAAGAACGGACGAUUAUCGGAGUUUUACGAUGACGUUGGCGCGCCUUCACGCGGCAAAUAUACCGAAGAAACGUUGAUGAAGCUGAAAGGAAUCGUUUCUACGGCUGAAAGAUGACCGUCGCGAUGGAGCACAAGCGUAAGAGCUCGUGGGAUUCGAAGAUAUCGGUAAGCACGGUAAGCACGAGAAGAUUCAGCCGUGCAGGAACGCCGAGUUCGAUCCUGUCGUCGGACAGUGACAUUCGAUUUACGAGGAAACUCGGUGGACAGUAUCGUUGCGGAUGCUGCGUGUUAGCCGCAUUCUUGCUUUUCCUCCUCUUCUCUGGAGUCUCCAUAUAUCUUGGCUACACGUUCCUAACAUCGGAUCCCCCGGGUGAUCAGAUUUUCUUGGCGACAUUCCGAGUGAUCGAAGGUGAUUCCUUCGUUUCGGAAUUGGCAGACCCCUCCACCGAAGCCUUUCGAAUACGAGCACGGGAGUAUCGCGAUCGACUUAAUCUUAUCUUCCGCCGCAGCUGGCUGAGAAUCUCUUUCCUCGCUGUGGAGAUACUGGCGCUCGAUGGAUCCGAAGGUGAGAAUUUGGCCGUACAUUUCGAGAUUCGAUUCGAUCCACGAUACCAGACAAUCAGCACUGCCGAUGUCGUGGAAAUUCUUACACGGGAGAUCGAUCCUACAACCUCGAAAUAUUUAACAAAUCUAACGAUCGACUCGCAGAGCCUCGAAGUUCAAGAGAGCUUGACAGCUCUAAACGCUCAAGUCGCUCAACAAACGACAGUUUCGACGCCACCACCGACCACCACACCACCGCCUCCUAGAAGAUGCACCAGUUUGGAUUUAUCUUACUGCAAACAUCUGCCAUACAACGUUACUUCGUAUCCGAAUAUAUUGGGACACCGUUCAUUGGCCGACGUGGAGGAGGACGUGAUCGCUUUCAGGGAGCUAGUGGAUGCGGAAUGUUACCGAUUAGCGUACGACUUUGUGUGCCAAGUAUUGCAACCAGCCUGCGUAUCGAACCAACCGGAAGAUCUGCUACAGCUGCCAUGUAGAAGUUUCUGCAGAGAAUUCUGGAGCGGAUGCGGCAGCCGACUUCCGGACAGAAUUAAACGCCUACUGGAUUGUUCGAAUUUCCCGGAGUACGCGGACCAAGGUGGUUGCAGAGCAAAGCCAGGAUGCGUGCAAGCACUUCAAGCGAAAGCAUUGUCACCGAGAAUUUGCGACGGCGUGAUCGAUUGCCCUGACCUUUCCGACGAGAAAAAUUGCGCUUAUUGUCGCGACGGUCAUAUGCAUUGCGGUGUAGGUAGAACUUGCAUUCCACGUAGCAAGAGAUGCGAUGGAAAAGCGGACUGCGCCAACGGCAGUGAUGAAAAAGAUUGUCUAUCUCUAGCACCUAGUAUUCGAUCCGUGAAAUCACAACCUUCGGAUACACCGUUUGCCGCAAAGUAUAACAGCGAAGGGUACGUGGUGUUCAACGAGAAGGGUACUAUCGGAAAGCUUUGCACCGCAAAUCUGAACGCGACACUGCCAGGAACGGAAAUGGAAACCGUUCUCCAAACUGCCGCCAGCUCCCUGUGCAGCUUGCUGACUUACACAGGGGUAAAGUCCGUGGAAGUUCGAAUCGACGACGAAGAGGAUGUUCAAUACGUACAUAUGGAGGAUCCGUCGGCUACAGAGAUUACGUUUGUUAGAGCUCCCUGUCCGAGCAAGGAAGUCAUGUACGUCCGAUGCUCUGAAUUGGAGUGCGGUGUACAAUCUCUACAUGCAAAGAGCGGUAGCCGGGGACUUAAUAAAAUGGCCGAGCCAGGAGAUUGGCCUUGGCACGUGGCUCUGUUCAAGGAAGAUGUACACGUAUGCGAUGCUACGCUCGUGGCGGAAAAUUGGUUGAUUACAACGGCGUCCUGUUUUCAAGGUCAGCCAAAGGCAGAAUGGUCCGCAAGAAUGGGUACUGUACGCCUCUCGAGCACGUCGCCGUGGCAACAAGAACGUAGAAUCGUGGGUAUGAUUAAAUCGCCGGUAGAAGGGAGUACGACUGUCCUAUUGAAACUCGAUCGACCUGUUACCAUGUUUUCGGAUUUCGUAAGACCCGUAUGUUUGCCUUCGAGUCAGGAUCGACCAAUGAAUGCUACUCAUUGCAACACCCUCGGAUGGGCCAGAAAUCGAGAUUUACUACAAAGGGUACAGCUUAAGCACAGCGCGAUGGAACAAUGCGAAAACAUCAGUAUCGCGUCCGUGAAUAGCGUCUGCACAGAACCGGCCUAUUCUACUGACGAUUGUAACGAAGAAGAGGUCGCCGGCAGUCCUAUGUUAUGUCUUCAGCCGGAUGAUCGUAGAUGGGCGCUAACAGGUGUCGGAAGUUGGCGAAUAGCUUGCUCGAAAGCUGGUGUCGAAAGGCCACGAUUAUACGAUAAAAUUUCCUCGAAUAUCGCUUGGAUAAAAUCUACGAUAGAAUAGAUUAUUUCUUAAAAUAGUAUUUAACAAAUUAAUAUGAACUGACUGGGACUGAAAUUGAUAUUACAAUAUACAUACGCGAUGUAGAAUUAUUUCAUCAAAUUUUCCUAUCAUAUCUAACAGACUGUAAAAUACGUAUUGUAAAUUAGCGCGUUAGGACGUAUCAUGUUAUCGUGGGAUACAUUUCUCGUCUCUAUUGUAUAGUUUCGUCAAAGAUUCGUUGUUGUAUCCAUUGUUCGUAAAAUAUCUACAUAUGUGUUACGGCGUUGUAAAGAAAACUAUUUCAGUAAAGUAUAAGUAGUCGAAAAACGAA
Molecule: messenger RNA, 3467 nt
Organism: Bombus impatiens (common eastern bumble bee)
Lineage: Eukaryota; Metazoa; Arthropoda; Insecta; Hymenoptera; Apidae
Product: atrial natriuretic peptide-converting enzyme-like
Exons: 14
Coding region: 827-3157 (776 amino acids)
Biological process (GO): proteolysis
Molecular function (GO): serine-type endopeptidase activity; protein binding
Source: RefSeq, a predicted model, not a curated record